Messenger RNA from Danio aesculapii, 1613 nucleotides. It is a transcript of the gene mipol1, whose product is annotated as mirror-image polydactyly 1. Bases 1 to 897 code for a protein of 298 amino acids. The transcript has 8 exons. NCBI's taxonomy places the organism in Eukaryota, Metazoa, Chordata, Actinopteri, Cypriniformes, Danionidae. The record is from RefSeq and is a predicted model, not a curated record.
AUGGGUGGAGACCAGGAUCCGCUUAGCAUGUAUCCUGAUAUCUUAGACGCCUGGGCGAGCGUGUGUGUGCGUGUGCGCCUGUGGCUAUAUGGCCACACGCCUGAUUUUAUGGUGUUAGUGGAGGAAAUCUAUAAGGCUCAGAGGGAGAGAGACCAGGCUGUGAUGGCCAGACUGCGGCUGGCGAACGAGGAGAGGGAUGAAGCUUUACUUCGGGCCAAGAAGCUUCAGGAGGCAACGCUGGAGCUGGAGAAUAUUAAACCUGAAGAAAGUGAUGUGGAUCUGGAGGAGUUGUUAAACCGGGUGAACAGUGCAGAAUCUGCCCUCGCGAUUGAACAAAGCGGAGCGGCCAUCAUUGAACAGAUCCAAAGGGCCAGAGAGCGACGUUCCCAGAUCACCUCAGAGGAGAUGAAAACAGUCAUCCAGGAGCGAGACGCUGCUUUAACCAGGUGCAAGCGUCUGGAGCAAGAGCUUCUUCAUGUAAAAGAGCCGAGCCACAAUUCUGCAAACAGCACCCGCCAUUCCACCACCCAAAGCAAUCAGGAGCGAUCGAGCAAGCUUGACUUGGAUCUUCAGGAGGCUCAGAGAGAAAGAGAUAAAGCCCUGCUGCUCAGUCACUCUCUACAAGAGGAGCUGCAGACCUUACGCAGUGUGCUGCAGCAUCAGGCUGAUGAGAGCAGUCCAGACAGUUCUUCUACCUCCAACCAAAGCCAGACUGAUAUUCAGCCACUUCUGUACCGCCUGCAGCAGCUGACAUCUGAACACCAGAAUGCUCAAACACAACUGUGUCUGGCCCAGGACAGAGAGAGGGAGGCCAACGAGAAAGCUCAAAGGUUGGAGCGUUUGGUGGAGGUGUUGCGGAAGAAAGUGGGCACUGGCAGUGUCCGAAAAGUCAUCUGACCCAAGCAGACGGCCACAUCUGGUGACCAGCCUGCGGCGUUUAACUCUGAGCAAACAGCCGAAAGCCUGGCCUGGGCAAACACAGGCUGGAAGUGGUGCUCUCUCUCUCUCUCUUUUUCCUUCUUUCUUUCUUUCUUUCUCUCUCUCUCUCUCUCUCUUAGUCCUGUUCUCAUUCCAGGCCAGGCUCAGAAAAAAAAAACGUCAUCGUAAAUGUUUAACCACAUUCUCUCUGCAGUCGCCAAUGAGAGUGCGGAUACUUCACUCGAUCUGCUACUCCAAAGGUUUUUCUUUCUUCUCCUCUCAGUCACUUACUUGCCGUACGUUGUUAUAUAGUCUGGUUAAACAUCAGGGGUUUGAUUGGAUUCAGUCAGUGGGUCUUUUUUUUCCUUCUUCAUAUAAAUCCUGCUCUUUUGGACCAAAGGAUGAGUUUUUUUUGUAUUGAAGAUGCACUGAAAUAGAUGAUUCAUUGGGUUUACUACAUUUUUUAGGUAAGUGGUUGCAAACUAUUUAAAUAGGCUGAAUUAAACAAACAAAUUAAUUUUAGUCAUGUUUAACUUCAUUUGUUUGUUUAAAUUCAGCCCAUGUAAAUUGUUGGCAACCAUUUACCUUAAAGAAAAUGAGUAUAAAUCAUUAUUUUCAGUGUGGGGAUGGACAAUCGGAGCUGUAGAUGUUUUAAUUUUUGUCCCAAAUGAAUAAAGGGAGUUAAAACAAAAGUA